AUGCGUCUUUCUCUUUAUUUCUCCGGCUCUCUCUCUCUCUCUCUCUCUGGGUUUUCCCCCUCUUUUUCUGUUGCUGUUUGUUUUUCCCUUCUCAAUAUCUCUAUCCCUCACGCUCUCUCUCUCUCUCUCUCUUUCGCUCUGUGUGUGUGUGUCAUUUUGUUGCUGUUUGACUGUUUUUUCUUUCUCAAUAUCGCUAUCAGUCUCUCUCUCUCCCCCCUCUUUUUCUGUUGCUGUUUGAUUUUGCUUUCUCAAUAUCACUCUCCCUUACGCUCUCUCUCUCUUUCUCUUUCUCUCUCUCAUUUUCUGUUUCUAUCUCUAUUUUUAUCCACUAUUCACUUUUUCUCUAUCUGUCUACCUCGUUCUGUUUUGUUUACUCACUGUUCUCUGUCUCUCUCGCUAUCUAACACUCUAUUUUGGCAUUUCUCUCUCCCUCACUCUCUUUCUUCCUCUCUCUGCAUUAUUCUCUCUGUAUUCCAAUUCUGUUUUUCUAUCACUGUUUUCUCCCCCGUCUCUCUCGCUUUCUCCACCCACCUCUACCUGUCUUCUCUCUCUCUCUCUCUCUCUCUGUCUCUUCUCUCUCUCUCUUAUUCUUCUCUGUGUCUCCAUUAUCAAUUUAUUUUCUUUGCUCAAAAUAUUGACUCUCUCUCUUUCUCUCCCCUCCACUCUCUCUCUCUCUCUCUCUCUCUCUCUAUCUUACUCAUCACUCUCGAGUCUCUUUCUUUUCCUCUCUCUAACUUCCCUUCUUCUCUCAUUAUCUCAUUCUUUCUAUCUGAUCUGUUCUGA
Messenger RNA from Acanthosepion pharaonis, 783 nucleotides. The record is from the annotation of a GenBank genome assembly. Lineage: Eukaryota; Metazoa; Mollusca; Cephalopoda; Sepiida; Sepiidae.